Molecule: messenger RNA, 1095 nt
Organism: Danio aesculapii
Lineage: Eukaryota; Metazoa; Chordata; Actinopteri; Cypriniformes; Danionidae
Product: keratin-associated protein 9-1-like
Exons: 2
Coding region: 1-1095 (364 amino acids)
Source: RefSeq, a predicted model, not a curated record
AUGGCCUGCUCCAAAACCUACCCUGAGACUUGUUGGAAGACCUGCUCUGAAACCUGCCCUGAGACGUGUUUGGAGACUUACCCUGAGACUUACUCCACAAGCUACCCAGAGGCCUCUGAGAUCUGCCCCAAGCCUUGCUCCUUCACCUUCCCUGAGACUUGCAGAAAGACUUGCUCUGAGACCAGCUCCGACUCCUGUCUGAAGACUUGCCCUGAAACCUGUUCUACCCUAAGCUGCCCAGAGACCUGCUAUGAGAGCUGCCCCAAGCCCUGCUACUCAACCUGCCCUGAAAUCUGCCCUAAGCCUUCCUCCUUCACCUGCCCCGAGACCUGUCUGAAGACUUGCUCUGAGAGUAGCUCCAUAACUUGCCCUGAGACCUGCUCCAACACCUGCACCAAACCCUGUUCAUUCACCUGCCCUGAGACCUGUCUGAAAACUUGCUCUGAGACCUUUCCCAAGCCCUGUUCUUUCACUUGCCCCGAGACCUGUCUUAAAACUUGCUCUGAGACCUGCCCCAAGACCUGUUCCUUUACCUGCCCUGACACCUGUCUGAAAACUUGCUCUGAGACCUGUCCCAAGCCCUGUUCCUUUACCUGCCCUGACACCUGUCUGAAAACUUGCUCUGAGACCUGUCCUAAGCCCUGUUCCUUUACCUGCCCCGAGACCUGUCUGAAAACUUGCUCUGAGACCUGUCCCAAGCCCUGUUCCUUCACCUGCCCUGAUACUUGUAUUAAAACUUCAUCUGAGAUCUGCCCUAAGCCAUGUUCCUUCACCUGCCCUGAGACCUCUCUAAAGCCUUGUUCACUCACCUGCCCCCAAACCUGUGCCGAGACCUGUCUGAAAACCGGCCCUGACACCUAUCUUAAAACUUGCUCUGAGACAUGCUCUGAGACCUAUCCCAAGCCAUGUUCCAUUACCUGCUCUGAGACCUGCUCUGACACAUUCUCCAAGUCCUGCUCCUUCAACUACCUCAAACCCUGCCCUGACAGUUGUCUGAAGACCUGCUCUGAGACUUUCUCCACAACUUGUUCUGAGACCUGCUCCAAGCCCAAGACUUGCCCGGAACCCUUCCUGCUUCAGCACUUUUUCCAAUAG